This is a messenger RNA of Vigna angularis (adzuki bean), 1519 nucleotides long. Its product is annotated as CDP-diacylglycerol--glycerol-3-phosphate 3-phosphatidyltransferase 2. The transcript has 8 exons. Gene Ontology annotation, cellular component: membrane; chloroplast envelope. Gene Ontology annotation, molecular function: CDP-diacylglycerol-glycerol-3-phosphate 3-phosphatidyltransferase activity. Bases 115 to 1014 code for a protein of 299 amino acids. Gene Ontology annotation, biological process: glycerophospholipid biosynthetic process. The record is from RefSeq and is a predicted model, not a curated record. NCBI's taxonomy places the organism in Eukaryota, Viridiplantae, Streptophyta, Magnoliopsida, Fabales, Fabaceae.
UCAACUAGAAACUGCGAAUCCCUCCGAAUUCUGAAUUCCCUCUUCUGUGUGAUCCAACCAUAACAGAAAUUCGGACCAAACAUUCGUCAGAAAGAACAAAGUGAUCGGUGAUCGAUGAUGUCGGGCUUUAAACUUAGCACCAGUGCUUUCAUCUACGUUCGCACAGCCACCAAAACCAAACCCCUCUCAUGGACCCCUAACACAAGAACAACCCCAACCCAACACCGCCGCAGGUACAUUCCUUCUCCUUCCCUUUCCAAAAACCAAAUCCUAGGGUUUACACGUUCACACAAAUUGCCAUGUUUGGGAAGAGCUAGUCUUGUCACGGAUUUAGGUUCGCCCGUGCCAUCACCACAGCCUCAACCUCAACCUCAACUUCAAGCUCAGUCUAAGCCUGAGCCAGAACCAGAAUCUUCCAAAUUGCUCACUCUGCCUACAAUUCUUACUCUGGGUCGUGUCGCCGCAGUGCCACUUCUUGUUGCUACUUUCUACAUGGAUGGUUGGCUUGGAACUGCUGCUACUACGAGUAUUUUCGUCGCUGCAUCAAUCACAGAUUGGCUUGAUGGCUAUCUUGCUCGCAAGAUGAAGUUGAAAUCUUCAUUCGGGGCAUUCUUAGACCCGGUAGCUGACAAGCUUAUGGUUGCUGCCACACUGGUCUUAUUGUGCACUAGACCUUUGGAUGCUGGUGUGUUUGGACAAGCACCGUGGCUGCUGACUAUACCUGCAAUUGCUAUAAUUGGUAGAGAGAUAACCAUGUCUGCAGUCAGGGAAUGGGCUGCUUCCCAGGAUAGCAAGCUUUUAGAGGCGGUUGCUGUAAAUAACUUGGGGAAGUGGAAAACAGCCUCACAGAUGACAGCAUUAACAAUCCUUCUUGCGACCCGGGACUUGAGCCAUGGAGGAGGAGCUGUCAUUUUAGUUGGCUCUGGUGUUGGUUUGCUUUAUACUUCAGCAGGGCUUGCCUUAUGGUCUUUGGUUGUAUACAUGAAGAAAAUUUGGAGGGUGUUGUUGAGGUAGCAUGCCUGCUGCUCCAUGUAUUCAACCAGAUAAAUUUCAAAGUUAGCAAAUACAUUUGGUGCAGCGAAUAGAUGAAAUAAUGUGGGAAGUGAUAAACAUGAUUUGGUGGAUUUCUUCAACAUCACAGAUGCUGUUGACGAUUUGCCUGGUUAUGCCUCAAGAUUAAUGUUCAAGAUAAUGAAUAGUGGGCAUGCAUAGAAAAGAUUGAACAUGCAAGCUUCCACUAUCACCUCAAAUAUCAGCAUCAUUGGUUCAUUGAAGCAUGUGGCUCGGUGAUUUUAUAAUCGAUUUUGAAUGUUUGACAACAACAAUUAUUGGAUUCAUUGAAAGAUGGGAUCAAGAAAAGCUUACCAAUUCAGCGGGAAUGAAAAUUCAGACAAUUUGAGGGUUCAUAAGUUUUUUUUUUUCUGAUCUUUACAAGAAUAUAAAGAUGAUAUCAAAUUUUUAUAACUGUCUGUUGGUUGUGUAUACUUUUUUUUAUUAAGAAUUCAAUCCUUACAACACA